Strongyloides ratti is the source of this 684-nucleotide messenger RNA. Its product is annotated as Ubiquitin-conjugating enzyme E2 J2. The record is from RefSeq and is a predicted model, not a curated record. NCBI's taxonomy places the organism in Eukaryota, Metazoa, Nematoda, Chromadorea, Rhabditida, Strongyloididae. The transcript has 2 exons. The coding region runs from base 1 to 684 and encodes 227 amino acids.
AUGAUACGUACACCAACUCGGCAAUGUAUUACAAGAUUAAAGACGGAUUAUAAAAAUUUAAUUAAAGAUCCGAUUCCAUUGGUUGAAGCAGUUCCAUUAGAGGAAAAUAUUUGUGAGUGGCAUUUUUGCAUAACUGGUGCCUCUGAUACACCAUAUUAUGGUGGUUAUUAUCACGGAAAAUUAAUUUUUCCACCGGAAUUUCCUUUUAAACCACCAUCAAUUUAUAUGAUAACACCUAGUGGGCGUUUUAAAACGGAUGUAAGAUUAUGUUUGUCAAUAUCUGAUUUUCAUCCAGAUACUUGGAAUCCUUGUUGGAAUGCUGGUACAAUUGUAUCAGGUUUAAUUUCAUUCAUGAAUGGAACAGCUGUUACACUUGGAAGUAUUGAAACUACCGAUGAAGAAAAAAGAAAACUUGCAAAACAAAGUUUGGCUUUUAACCUUAAAGAUAAGCUAUUCGUAAAACUCUUUCCAUCUACUGCAAAAAAAAUUGGUGCUGAACUUAGAGAAUUGGCAUUGACAGAUAAAGAAUAUGUUAAACCACUUCGUUCUGACUAUGUUAAAAAUUCUAGUGAAAAUAAUAGAAUUGACAAUGAGGCUACCGUAUUGUUUCUUAUAUACUGUGCCGGUGGUGCCUUAGCAUUGUCAUUAAUUAUCUCUGCUGUGAAAUACUAUUUAUGGGUUUAA